This is a messenger RNA of Helobdella robusta, 669 nucleotides long. RefSeq lists its product as hypothetical. Lineage: Eukaryota; Metazoa; Annelida; Clitellata; Rhynchobdellida; Glossiphoniidae. The record is from RefSeq and is a predicted model, not a curated record. The transcript has a single exon. Bases 1 to 669 code for a protein of 222 amino acids.
AUGAGUGACGAUGGUCAAGAUAGUGCAAGAAGGUAUCAAGAUAGUACAAGAAGGUAUCAAGAUAGUACAAUUAGGUAUCAAGAUAGUGCAAGUAAGUAUCAAGAUGGUGCAGGUAGUUAUCAUGAUGGUGCAGGUAGGUAUCAAGAUGGUGCAAGUAGGUAUCAAGAUGGUGCAAGUAAGUAUCAAGAUGGUGCAAGAAGGUAUCAAGAUGGUGCAAGAAGGUAUCAAGAUAGUGCAGGUAGGUAUCAAGAUGAUGCAAGAAGGUAUCAAGAUAGUGCUGGUAGGUAUAAGGAUGGUGCAGGUAGGUAUCAAGAUGAUGCAAGAAGGUAUCAAGAUAGUGCAAAAAGGUAUCAAGAUGGUGCAAGUAAAUGUCAAGAUCGUACAAGUAGGUAUCAAGAUGGUACAAGUGAGUAUCGAGAUUGUGCAAGAAGGUAUCAAGAUGAUGCAAGUAGAUAUCAAGAUGGUGCAAGUAGGUAUCAAGAUAGUGCAAGUUGGUAUCAAGAUAGUGCAAGAAGGUAUCAAGAUGGUACAAGAAAGUAUCAAGAUGGUGCAGGUAGGUAUCAAGAUGGUACAAGUGGGUAUCAAGAUAGUGCAAGUAGGUAUCAAGAUGGUGCAAGUAGGUAUCAAGAUGGUGCAAGUAGGUAUCAAGAUGGUACAAGUAGGUAUUAA